CCUUUCAGUCUGUUGUUGCUGUCUCUGACCCCCUUUACACUGCCUCUUCAUCUUGUCCAUUCCCUUCACCAGCUCUCUUACGUAUUCCUCUUCUCCCACUCAACUUGUGUUUUCCUCUUUCUCCUUUGGAAGCUAUGUUAAAGCCCUUUUACUCCCCUUUAAAAUUAUGCACUGGGUUAAAGUUUAGUGGGAUAGACUGGUGGGUCCAUCCCUUUGAAAUAAUCUUGAUGUAGCUGAGUUCAAAUGUUGGCUUGGACAACUGUCUCCCCCCCAGUGACCCCUCCAUUAAAUCUUGGACUUGGAAGGGAACAGACCCUGUUCAUAACAGCCUUUUUCUCUGUACUUUUACAACCCUGGGCUCCAUGGAGGAGCUGGAGUGGUUACCAUAGCGAUGGGCCCUCUCAGGCUGCCCCUAAGAUAACCUGCUGAAAACAGAAAUGAAUGAUAGAUUGAGAGAUGAGAUUGUUUGGAAGCAGAAUGCAUGUUUGGGGAGAAGGAGUGGAGUGAUGGACAGAGACCAGGCGGUGUAUCUUUCCCUUCAGUCUCUCAGCAGCUCUGUGUUCUCCUGCAGUGACGGCGGCUCUGCUGGCAUCUGCUGCAACCCGCAAGUACCAACCUCUGCUACUCGCCUGGCUUUUACUUUGGCUGCAUAUCUGCCCCUGCUCAAACUUUGUACAAGGCUGGGGGAGUUAUUUCAGGAUGUGCAAAGAUGAGGGAACAUAUUUGUUGGAGCAAAAAUGUCUAAACACAAUAUGUGUCUCAAGGAUCAUAAAUCAACAAUUGCUAAUCUUGAGGAAACAAACCUCCACACAGCCAGGAUUGAUAUUUCUUGCGCCAAAGGACAGAUUACACCAGAGCAGUGGUGUCACAGUUUGCAGCAUACACACAUUUUGUUUUUUAUUUCUCACUUGCUGAAUAUUCCAAAAGGUCACGAGCAAGGCAUGCAAACUUUGCCUAUAGAAACUUAUCUGUCCUUUGAUUGUGUUUCCUGUUGCAUGUAAGCACAGAGUAUUUAGCUCCAUAGACAUUCAUUUAUUAUCUGAAUGUACUGUAUGUGUGACUCUAUUCUUAAAUUAGACGGCAGCAAGUCUUGGACCAGAGUCAGGGGAAGCUUAGCACCAUGGCUGUUGUUACAUGCAUCAUAAAAUGGCUAGGGCUGGAUGUCAGUUUUUGGGAAGUUUAUCCUCCAAGAAUUGUAGCUAUAGUCAAUAAUUUAGCUGCCAAUAAAACUCAUUGCUCAAUAAAGGAUGACAAGCUGCUAAAAGAUCUUCCUUGAUCAUCCUUUUUUGUGUGUUUUGUUUUGCAUAUUACUUGAUAUAUUACAUGAAUACCCCUUUUUUACAUCAGUAAAUAUCAGCAGUACAAAUAAUAUAAUAGAUACUAAAGGAGGGUGACCCAGGAAGUCCUCUAAGAAUAGAAGGAAGAAUGAACCCACUAAUCUGAAAACUAUAGGCAUCUUUUCAGUAUUUGAAUAUAUAUGGAAAUUUCCAUCCUAAAUCAGGAUUUAUUAUUCCAAGAAUACUUUACAGUUUAGUUUAUAUUUUACCAGAAUAUGUAUUUCUACCAUAUCUAGAAAUCAGGCCACCAAGACCUAGAUGUAGUCCUUUUUAUGGCGCUCCCCUCACAACUGAGACUGAUUUUGUGAAUUUGACUGAAAGGUGUCAGCAAAACUGUUUUUAAUUGGGAUUUAAGUAUCAGUUAUCAAUUUACAGAUGCCCAUAAAUAAAAGGUUCAGAAACCUAAGCAUGUCUAGUUUGUUGGCUAUUGUUACCAGUGGUAGAAGACCACAUACAUAGAUGUAAAUACUCUAUACUGUAGUGGAGUAAUAGUAUUAUAACUUUUAACACAUUAGAAAAUGACAAUAGGCUACACGGGCAAAAUAAAAUAACCUCAAGUUACUUUUCACAACUUGUUACUUAACACUAAACCUAAUUUAAUUGAGUGAAUGCAUCAACUACUUCUCUUACAUUGGUUAAAGGUAUUUAAAGUUACAGCCAUCUAAUAAUGCGAACCACACAGGCUUGCAAAGCUGGGGACAUUUUUAUUUAUGACGAAUGGGCAAAUGUGCAGGAGUUCCACUGAAGACUUUACAUUUAAGUGCUGUGUUACGAUUUCUCUGAAUUGUCCAAUCGCCACAUUAUUUUCCCUAAUUGGAACUCUUAAUUUGUCCAAUCUAUAUCCGCUGCAAUGACUAAUACAUAUUUGUAUACAUGCAGCAUGGUAUUUUCUCUUUAUUGGCUGUCUUGUCAUUUUAAUCAGCUCUGACGUUACUCAACCCUGCAUCAACUAGCACGAGGCUUUGAAAGAGCUGUGCUGUUGGUGAUUAUGUCACCUGGAAACAGCGGUCUGGCAGACGAAUAGCUCCAUCCAUUUAGUUUCUUUUAAAUUAAUCUUCACAAGAUACGAAUGAUAAUUCAAUCAGAACCAGGAGGGAAUUUCUUGACUCAUAAAAAGUAGUACAAGCUGUGAGAAGUGGGUAAGCAGAGUACAGCUGAAGCUGCGUGGAUGGGAGGUACUCCUGCAGUUUAGGGACCAGAUGUGAGAGAGAGGAGGGGUACAAACUCAUCCAGACAACGGCUACAAAAUGCUUCCUGGUCACAGUUUGUUAACAACAAACUGCAUAAGUUGACAGCGCGGACCUUCGAUUGUAUGCGUCUAAUUUUAGCGUCGAAGGAGAGUGUGACCAAGCAACAGAGGGCAGCUGCAGUAAGAGAUACAACUCGUACAGAAACUCAAACUAUGCAUUUCCUGGGAACAGGUUUGGCCCAGCUUCGAGGCAGCUUCAAAUAGGAUCUGCUUGGCUUUGGACACAAAGUAGUAUGUUUCACAUGAGCAACAGCCAGGGGAGUCCGCCAGGAAUGAAAAGCAUCUCAACCCUCCCCUACAAAUAUCUGAGGGGCCUUGCAAUGAAGCUGUGACCCAAAAUGUUAUGCCCUUCAAUUGAGGAAACCAGCUAGCCCCAGUUUUGACCCUCGCCUCGACUGAUUUGCCAAAGACCUAAAGCCACACAGGUGGCAUUUCCUUUGACACAAAGGCUGAAUGACAAAUGACACCAUCAUCAAAGGCAGAGUGUGAGCGGACGGGCCCGGGGUCUACGCGGCUCCACUGCUUUCUCUGCCUGUAGUGUGCUGAGCGCCGCUCCGCUCUGCACUGUGCCUGUCGUCUCAGUGCCCGUCUCCCACAGCUGAGAGAUACAAAGAUACCGAGGCUGAGAAAGACCGCUACAGUCAUGAGGCUUUCCCUUGUACUGGCUCCACAGCAUUACUCUUGAGGUCUGCUUUGCUUUGGUGCCAGAUCAGUGGUUCACAAUGAAAGUGAAGAAAUGAGCCUGCAGCGAGCAGCCCUGUCCCUGCAGUCCCUGCCACUGGACGUUUACUGAUUCAUACUAUCCAGAAGACGAUGCCCCUGUCUCCCAGAUAACACUUCUGAGGACCAGGCCUUCACAGCACGCAUUGUGCACCAUGGCAGGAGAGACUCAGCGAAUACAUGCUGUUAAAGAGCUGGACGCUGAGUCCAAACUGCAGGAUGAGGGGACGGCGCUGGAACUGCAGAGUGACAAAACCACAAAGGAGUCUUCAGAGCACUUUUCAAGCACAGGCACUGAAGUCACAGCCAGCAGCAGAGGGGCCAAAAUUGAAAAACUAGAGAAAGAAAGGGACUUUCCUCAGCAGCGUGAGGCUGUCAUACGGCCACAGCAGGCAGGGAAGAUUGACUUCAGGUCACUGCAGAACCGAUCAAAAUUUGCCACUGACAGGACUUGGUCAAGUGUCAAAGGCAGCCCCCAGUCCCCAAGUGGAAAGGGCCGCAGCCGAGAGAAGGGGAAGCGGUCAGGAAAGACAGAGCGUGGCAACCCGCAACAGCUGUACAGACUUAGCAUUACAAAUCCACGCUCCAACCCCAACAUUGGUAUUGCCUACCCACAGCAGAAGGUUUCACCACCCAAGAAGUUGGAGACCAGUCGUGGCCCAGUCUCGGGCAGCUACAGAUUCCACGUUCCAAGUAUACCAGAGAGAGAGGCCGAACUACAGCAAGAAGAGCUCAACUAUAGCCGCUGCUUCCAGGAGGCCUCCUCUAACCUUACCUCCCCAAGCUAUACCUCACAGGCACUGGGUUCCUCAAGUGGAAUGUCAUCCCACCCACAUCCACCCAUGUCACAGCAGCAGCAGCCUUCCUCAAUGGAGAACAACAGUGCACAGCAUGCCAGCCAGCUGAUCCUGGCUGACUUUCAGCUCAGUGGCUCUAAUGCAUGGCACUCUGCUGAAAGGACUUUUAAUGGUGCUAACUAUGGGGUUUCAUCACAAAAAUCCACUGCCCUUACAGAAGCAAAUAAGUCAAGUGCCUUUGUGCCUGGUCCAUUUCAAUAUGGAUAUAAUUUUCUGGAAGAAUCAACCUCUGACUCUUUUCCCUGUGAACAGAACCCUCAAUCCCAAGACUUUACAGACUCUUCCCUAGGUUCUGUUCAUGUGACCCACAACUCUUUUUCCUUUACGCCUGGAGAAGGGCAAAGCAUUGCUCAGAACAGCACUCAGUUCAGUAAUGAACAGCAGCCGGAGGAUAGGAGCUCCUAUCCUCAACCCCCACAGUCACAAUUUAUUCAAGGGGUAACAUCCUCCAUCCAGUGUCCUAGGAAUCUGAGUGAGGACUCAACCAGCAGUGACAGCUCUGGCUCCAGCUCACAGCAGUCAGAGCAGGGGAAGACUGCCCUGCCUGAGAGCACAGACACUAUUGGACAGGCAGACAGUAGGGAUGCAGCCAUCACCUCGGGGAGUAAGAGGAACUGUCAUCCCAAAGACACAGCUGCCAACCAAAGAACACUCAUUCAAGGGAGUGUGCACCAUGCAAGAAAUAUUUCACAAGGUCCAGGCUCCCAAAUGCACUUUCCCAGCAAAACAUUUAACAACCCUCCAGUCAGUAACAUUCACACAGGCUUAAUGCCCUUUGAUAAAAACAUCAGUAAUAAGGUUCUAAAUAGGUUACCACACUCAUGGGAGGGGCCUAAUAAGCCAUUAGCUGAUCAAAACACAAUUCAGUAUACUGAUAUGAAUGACAAGUUUCAGUUUCAGAACCAGCCAGCACAUGAACAAAGACCAAAUUCAUCUAAAAAUAGCAGAAUGCCCUGGCAGCAGAUACGGCCAACCUCUGCCAUGCCGAAUCAAAACAGAAUCGAGUUAUCUAGGCAAAUAAGUAGUCAAAAAUUGGCUUACAUGGUUUCCCCCUCUGACUGGCAGGAUGAUAGUAAAUCACAAAAACAUAGCUCCUUGAAAAACCCCAGCUCAUUUCAGAACAGCAGAACUAGUGAUGGGUUUUCAAACCAAAGACAGGAGUCUGUAAAACAUAGCAGUAAUACAGUCUCAACUCUUAAAGUAGAGAUGAGCCACGCACAAGCAUGUGAAUCCAAAAAUAAGGCAAUAUAUUUUGGACUCAACCAGUCUCUUCCAGCAGCAUCAUCGAGAAACUAUAGCUAUCCUCCAUUACAGGUCCCACCUAUGGGACUUAUGAUGGUGUCGCCUUAUGAAUCUCCUUUGCCCUCACCAGUUCAUAACCCUGCACCUAGUAGCACCUGCUCUUCUCUCUCCCCAGCAUCCACCAGUCCUGUUAACAUCAGUUCAGAAGACAGUCAAAUGUCAAAGUCAGCAACCCCCCACCCAUUUUAUCACCAGCCCCAAGCCAAAACACAGUUACCUUCAGAUCACCUGAGCUCUCACCCUCACCAGUUUCAUUCUGAUGCUCCACGAAACCUUCCUUAUGCACCAGACAGAGCCAAAGACGACAUGAUGAGCUACCUGCAAAACAGCACACAUCCAAAGACUACUAUGGAUGGAAACAAAGGUUACAUGGACAGUUUUGGAGUGGAACAUCACCAGCCUCCACCACCGUACUCUGCACAUCAGCUGUUAGCAACCUCAUUAGCAGCAGCAAAUCUUGACCAGUUAGACGUGCUUCUGACAUGCAAGCAGUGUGAUCAGAAUUUCAACAACCUGGCUUCAUUUCUAGGCCAUAAGCAAUACUGUGCUCAGCAUACGUUUGCACAAAAUGACCUCAAAGACGUAUCAAAGUUGGAGGACAGCAGAAAGUUUCAUGCAGAACCAGCAAAAACAGUGUCAUCUGUGUCAAAUGUUUCAAUGUCAAGGUGCCCAUCUGACCUUCACCUAUCUCUGUUGGGCCUUAAUAAGAAUGGAGAACUCAUAUCUGACAGUGAAACAAAAGGAGACAAUAAGGAUGAUCCAAUGAAACUCAACUUAUUCUCUGGUCCUGGUAACCUCCCUGUCCCUCUCCCUGAGCUAGAAAUUGAGGAUGCCAAAUUAGACAGCCUAAUCACAGAAGCCUUGAAUGGACUGGGAUAUCAAUCAGACAAUGCAGAGAUAGACAGUAGCUUUAUCGAUGCAUUUGCUGAUGAUGACCUCACCACUGUCAAAGGAACAUCAAACAAACAAUGUCUGAAAACCAAAGAAUCCCUGGUCUUUGAGAGCAAAAGUAAACAAACUGCAGAUGACAGGUCUUUCACACAGGGAAAGUAUUUUUAUGACUCUGAUGUUGAGAGCCCUGAGACAGAUAAACAGUACACAGAAAGCAAACUUGAGAAAAUAUCUCUGAAUUUGAAACAAGAUGAGAAAAUUAACAUAAAAAAAGAAAUCUCUCAGACAAAUUCAAGAAUUGCCUCAAGGGAGAAGAUGAGGGAACAAGACAGCAAAGUGAAAGAUGCACAAAAACUGUGCAAGUAUGAGGACGAAAACACAAGUACACAAAGGAUUCUCCUAUCCAGCAAGUUUUCUGAGCGUUGUGGUGUUAAAAGCUUUCAAGAUAGCUCUGCACUUCGAGGGUCAACACCCUCACAGGCCUCCACAUCUCCAACCUCAAGAACUGCAGUGAAAGAGAGCAAGAGGAAAAGCACUGGAGGGGGCACCUGGAGCAAAGAACUUAUUCACAAAAUAGUUCAACAGAAAAAUAAACUCCAUAAGCUCCAUGUUAAAGGUACCAAAAACCUGCAGUUUUCCUUAGUGAUGGAGAGACUGACUCCCACUGUACAGAACCCUGCAUUUGGAGAAUACGACUAUGUCUCGGACUCAGAUGAUGAAUGUGAGCCUGUAAAGAUAGCAAGCCAAGGCCGGCUGAAUCAAAGCAGUCGGUGCAAAUACACAUACACUAAAGAGUGCAAAUGGCGAGCAAAGAGUGAGAGGGACCAGGCAGCAUGGAGACAUGAGUCGAAGGAGUGUUUUGAGGUAAAAAAAAGCGAGCAGGUUUCUCUCUCGCCUGAGAAACACGGUUCUUACCAGAGACUCAGGAGAAGAGGUAGCAGGUCAUCCACAAGCAGUGAACUCAGCACAUCUGUGAGUGUUUCAAGUGAUAGUAUCAACAGUCCCAAAAGCACUGACCGCACUGACUCAGACUGUGAGAAAAAGACAGACAUCAAAAAGAAAGCGUCUCCAGAGCAGAAAACCUAUGAAAGGUCCUCCCCACAGAAGUUAUGUAAAGAGUCCAGCACACUAGCACUGGCAUUCACUAAAUCUCUCAAGAAGUAUAAUAUUGACAACGCCAUUCUUUCUGAUAAAGACAGUGCAGAGGAUCCAAAGAAGUAUCAUUCAAAUCCAGAAGUUGCUGAUCCAGUGUCAUCCUCACAAAAAACAAAAGACACAAUCAACAACUUUGAAAAAAGCAGAAGCUCUCAUACAAAAUCAAGAGAGAAGCUGCUGUCUCACAAAAAAGAAACUGGCACAACAGUCACUUCAGACAGAAAGACCCUACAGAGAACAGACAAUCUGUGCCCCAAAGAAGAACCAAUACAGUGUAGCAGUACAGAUAACAAGCCACUACAGUUUGAUUCACACUCUCCCAUCAUCAACAAAGAAACGGAUUUCACUAUUGACAGAGACACAAAGGGCAAAAGAAGAGAGGGGCCCCAAGCCACACAGCCAGAGCUAUCAGACAGUACCACAUUUGAAAAACAGAGUGACAGUGUCUGCACAGUGAAAGAGGCUAUGACUUUAGUUAAUGACCUAGACACACACAAGCCUGCAUCUCUUUGCACCUCUUUGAUGGAUGAGGUAUGCCUAUCUCCAACUGAAAGUAAAGGCCCAUUGAUACAAAAAGAUACGCUCCACCUCAUGCCCUACCCCCUGGAUCAGGAACAGGGGCUCAUGAAAUCCCCACUUUCGUUUGACACCUCGUCAAUGUUCGGGGACCUCACAGGAUUCGACAGUGGUCUUUACUCAGAUAUGCCGAUUCAGAAAGAGGGUUUCCAUGAGAACACAGCUGAUAAAAAGGAAGAGUUUGUGUCAUCCUUCUCUCCCUUUCUGGAACAAAGAGACUGGAACCUUAUAGUUAGCCCUGUGCUACCAGAUGAGAUAUCUCAGUACAAAGGCAACUCUGAGAAAUCAAAUGAAAAGAAACCAGAUUACAAUCACGUUCCUUUGUCUCUGCCAGAAAAAAUAAUAGACUACAGUACAAAUCUCAACAGCUGUGCAUCAGAGGAUGAGCUAGAGAUAAAAAGAAUAGUGAAUGAGCUUGAAAACCAGCUGCAGACAACUAAGAUGGAAAACCCGCCUUUACUAUCUCAGGAUGUCCCCAAGCAGCUGCAAAUGAGCAAAUUUUCACCUUUACGUUUGGGUGAUGUGUCACAGAGUGGAGGCACUGGUCUGGAUAUGAGGUGCCCUGUCCAAACCAUAAGUGUACCAGUGACCAGUUUGCCCUCAGAGCCUUUCACUGAACCAUGGGCCACUCCAUUCCAGUUUGAGCUAGUGGGUGGCCACCACAGUCCCAACACUCCAAUUCACAAUGAACCAGGGACACUUGAACAUUUUACUAAAAAAGAUGAUGCACCAAAUUUGAUCACCACAGCCUCACAUAUUGAACACCCACAGCUCCACCAUGACCAGAAAUCAGAGGAGAGAAACGCUGAAAGAGAGACUCCUGGAGAAACAAAGGAAGAUAUUUUAGAACAGAAGAUAUAUACAGAAAACCUCAUGAAAAGCCUGGAGGUGAUUUCAGACUCUAUAUUCAAAAAAGAACCCAUUAUAUCAGAACACAGGGAACCGAAUGUCACCUCUCUCACGAGUCAACAACAUCGAGAAAUUGAAUGUCAGGCAACUGAUGCAGUUGACAGAGAAGAUCACAGUGAAAAGGAAGCAAUUACUGAGAAGGAGAAUAUAUUAUCACCUCCAAAUAUCAAUGUGCAGAAGGAUGACAUUGAAUUCAUUCUGAAUGAUUCACAGUCAUCUCUCUCUAACAGCACUGACCCCACAGUCAAUGGAAACCAGCCAAUUUCAUCGCAGCCAAGUGAGCCCACAGAAAACAGUGACAGCAAGGCUGAGACUAAAGUCACAUCAGAGGAGGAUAUCACUGAGAAUAGUAAUUUGAUAGAGUCUGCUCACUGCUCAAGUGUGGUGACACAUGACUCACAUGUGGUUGAGAAGUCCGGCGGGAACAGUACUGCAGCAGACAAUGUGAAUCAGUUAUUUAAAAGCAGUAUUGACGAUCCAGAACAUUCAACCACAGAUGGCUAUGAGAAAGCAGAGGCAGUGAAGGGAAUCACUGGUCAGUCUGUUAGCCAUCCUUUAUCACCAGCUCUACCUGGCACCAAUCUAGACAUUGGCGAGAAAAUUCAGGAUGUGAUUAAAACAGCACUUGAAGAACAAUCCACUGAUAUCCAUGAUAAUCCUGAAGACAUUAGUUCAUCACAUGCUAGUGAAUUGAAAUUGCAGUGCUCAGACAGCGUAAUCGAAGAAAUAACUGUGGAAACAGCAGAACAGGAUCAUUUGAUUGGACUAUCUCCCUCUAAAAACUGCAGCCAUGCUAAGACUUACAGUGCAAGUCCAACAACUGAUAUGUUAGUGGAGAUGGUCACCAGAGAUAAGCCCUGCAGUCCAAUACUGGUGGAAACCAAAACAGAGAGUACUAGUCACUUCUCACCCUUCCAAGACACCCAGUCCAUAGAGGGACAAAGAAAUCAGUUGAUUCUUUCACAGUCUGAUGGCAUCAUUGACAGUGAUUCCUGUGAAGUUAUUCCAUCGAAUGACUCUUUAAAACCUGAAACAGGUCUUGCCUUUGAGGCCAUUCAGAAACAAGAGGAGAUUUUAAAUGUUCAGGACAUCAAAGAACAACUUCCUAUUGAUUUCAUGGCAAGUCACCAAAACUCACCGUGCAGAGAAGAGAUGGGAGAAAGUCACUGUCUUUUUCUACACACUGCCCCAACAACCCGUCCUCUUUUAUCAACCUCUCAUCCAACACCCAUGCAGAAAUGGGACAUAGAAGAGGAUUCAUGUCAGUCGCAAAGCAAAUGUAAUAAUAUGUCUGUUAACCAAGGAUCAAUUGAAAAUAUGAAAUCCCCCAUAAACAAAGAAGAAGACAGCAAUGUCAAAGAGGCUUUAAACAGAACAGAUGAACAACUCAACACAACAGCUGAGAUGGAGUAUUCUUUGAUAAGCCCACCCCCCCUGGACUUGGGAAUCUUGGAGUGUAAAAUCCCCAGCUCUGAAACCACCAUUCCCUGUCCACAUCCAGUGACCAACUCAGAACCACCAGAAGUAUUAGAUGGCCUUGAAAGGAGAGAUCCAAUAUAUGAUUUCAAACUCAGCCCUCUCAACUACAACAGCAGCUCAGACGAACCUCCACAACUGAAUCAAUAUGACUACAUACCAAUUUCACCAGCCAGUAAACCUGAAGAGAUUCCAGACAUCAAGCAGAGUCCCAGAGAUGACUGUGGACCAUGUGACCUGAGUGUUAACCCUGCACUGAUUUUUAACCAAACUGAAACAGACACAGAGGUAUCACUAAACUCUGCAGCUAAACUGAAUUUAUCAGAUGAACCACUGCACCACCAGCAGAGUAUGAAAUUCACAUGUUUUUCAUUGGGUCUCCCACCUGAAAUCAAAAGCAAAGAUUCCUCAGCCGGUAAUAUAAAGACAGACUUGGAGAUUUGCAAUGAUCCAGUUGGACCUGUUGAGCAUUUGCAUAUUCAUGCUGACCUGCUGAGAAAGGUUGAAUCAGAGAAUUUAGAUUCUCACAAGGCUUCUGCUGAGGACAGUACACUUAUCAGUAAAGACAUUUCAGAUGGUCCACCCACUCCUAAGCCACUCAUCAUCUGUGAAAAUGAAAAAAUGCCUCUUCUACCAGACCCAUCAGAGAAGCAGCCAACAAUAGAGAUUGGCCAGUGUUCAGCAACACACCAAGUACACAGAGAAACAACACAAAGAAAGACACAGAACAACAACGCUCAACAGCGGAAAGUGCUCUGUGAAAUCUGCUUCAUGUGUUUCAGGACUGUGCCAGGGUUAAAGAGACACAAGGCCAUGAAACAUUUGGUCAGAACUGAAAAACACAUUGGUCCACAGAGCAUAAAAUCAAGCCAUCAGGGGACUAUGCUUAUUUAUGAAGCAUCACAAACUACAGAGAAAGUACAUAAAGAUGAUUCACAGACCUGUUACCCAAGUAGCACUCCCAUAGCUAAAGCAGCAGAGACUGAGUCUGUCCUAGAGGAAAUGGCAACUGAGACAAGUGCAGUGGCAGUGGAUGAAAUAGGCCAUCAAAACCCUCUGCUGCCAACAAAAGCAAAGAAGAACAACAAAGCUAGAAAGAACAAAAACAGUGAGGUAAACAUAAACCCCAACCCUUUCUCUGAUGAGCUUCUGAACAUAUUAAAAACAGACAUACUGCAAGCUAUAACUCCUGAAUUCAAAAGCAGUGGACUACAAGAGCGUCGCAAAUCUCCCGUGGGCCAGGUGAAAAUCAAUGACAGAACUGGAACUGGAACAGAGAAAUUCCCUCACCCUGUUACUUCAAACUCUGGCUUUGACAAUACACCCCGAUCUCCAACAAAAGAGAUAAAUGUACUUAAUGAAACUGUGGCACUAAAUCAAAUCACUGAUACAGAAGAAAUUAAAUGUACAAGCAUGACAGAGAUGGCAAAUGGGGAAGUGUGUACAGAUAAUAAUGUGGAAAGUGCUAUAUCUGUAGACAAGGAUUUAAUCAGAGAAUCUGAUGAGUCCAGAAAGACUCUGUCCACUGUGGAAGAAAUGUGUGAACAGAAAGGAUCAGAAGAGAGCCUUGCCCAAGAGAUUCUUAGAAAAGUGGCAGCUGAGAUAAAAUGUGAGAAAAACAGCAGUCCUUCAGACAAGGUACAUCCUCUCUCCUGUUUGAAUUCUUCCCCUUUCAGUCCUCCCGGCAUGAGUCCCAAUCUGAAGGCAUUACUUGAUGACGACACCACAUUCUCACAGCUGUUCCCCAGAGAUGAGGAGGCAAAAAGGAAAAAGUGCCCAAGGGUGUACAGCAAAAGAAACAAAAGACAGAAGCUAUCGCCCGAUUCAAAUAUGAGUCAGGACUACCCUAAUUCAGAAACCUCCUUGCAAAAUAAAGAUCAGUACACAGAAAACCAAGCAGAACAGACAUUCACUGACAAUCAAACUAACUGCUGUAAAUAUGAGACAAUAUCUGUUGAUGAUGCCAUCAUGUUGAAUAUGUGCCACAACAGCACAUUAAAUACUGAUGCCAAGCCAUUGUCAGAUGUUAAACAAAGUGAUCAGCAGGAUGUUCAUGAGAAUAUUAAAGAACUUGGCAAUAGCUUCUUGAAUCCACUCGAGAGCACUAUUGAUAAAUCUUCAAUUGAAUGGAGUGGUUCCAGUGACUUCAGUGGCUUUGAUGCAGGCUCAACGGUGACCUCUGACCCCAGCACCUGUAAAGCAGAAGUGCCAACCGCACCCUGCCCUCUGCCUAUGCCCUCUUCCCCGUACACUGUAGAGCCAUGUGCCACAGAGAGUGUCCAAACCUUCCACAGCAUUGACAUCCAAAACAUCAACACCACUUUUCAACUUCCUGAGAUUCAGUUCUUUGACUCUAAUAAAGAUAUCUCAGUGGCUCCUCCUAUUGCAACUGUUAAAGUAGAGAACAGAGAUGAUGAAAAGUCUAAGAAAGUAACGGAGCGGCGAGGCAGGAAACGGCAAGAUGGUGGAAUAAAGGUCAAAGAUAAGCAGUACAAGUGCAAAGUGUGUUUCACUUGGUUCCUCACCCUAGGCGAGCUGAACUUCCACAAACUCUCCCACAACCCCUCUCCACCUCCAACUUGCUACAUGUGUGUCCAGCGUAAGUUCAGCUCCAGGGAGCAACUGAGAGACCAUCUGAGGGAGAAACAUGCCAAGAACAAGACAGGUAUCUGGACCUGUGGAAUGUGCUUGAAGGAGAUAUCAGAUGUGUGGAUGUACAAUGAACAUUUACGAGAGCAUGCCACUCAGUUUGCCCGGAGAGGUCAGACUCAAGGCUCCAUGUUAGGUAUUCCAGGCUGCUUCAUGCAGGAGACAGCUGUGAAGAACUUUAUAACCUCAAUCAUGCAGCACCGACCCAGCAAAGCCAACAGAGAGUCUAGCAAAGCCACUAAAGAACAGGAAAAAGUUGUUGCUGCAGACAGUAUUAUGGAAGAGGGGAAAACCGAAGGGGCUGAGCCAAAAGUUCACAAAACUAAAAGCAGCAGUGGAACAGGUGGGAAGCAGAGCACAUUAACCCCACUUGAGGUCCUCCACAAAACAGAGACACCUAAAAGUGUAGAGAUGCAUCCCAACUGCAAAGACCCCUCAAGAGACUGCCACCACUGUGGGAAACAAUUCCCCAAACCAUUCAAACUCCAAAGACAUUUAGUGGUUCACAAUUUGGAAAAGAUUUUCCUGUGUCACAAAUGCCCUGUCUCUUAUCAGGAGGCCCAAGAACUUAAAGGCCAUCUGAAGAGAGCGCAUGAGGAGGUGGAUGAGCUGGAUUCGAAACACACCACCCUCUACACCUGUGAACUCUGUGCUGAUGUCAUGCAUGUGAUUAAAAAAUCCUUCAUCUGCAGCACCUGUAACUAUACCUUCUCUAAGAAGGAACAGUUUGAUCGUCACAUGGAAAAGCACCUGUCAGGGGGGAACAAAAUUUUCAAAUUCCGAGGUGUUCUCAGACCAGUCAAAGCAUCUGCGUCCAAAGAAGAUGAAUGUAAUUCGCCUGCAAGUAAGAAGAGGAGAAUUCUCUCUGACAGUCUGCAAGAUAAUAGCUCAGACAGCGGCAUCGCCAGUGUAAGCUCACUGCACUUAAAUCAAAAUUCUGAAACACAGUCUUCAAAACCCUCCAUGUCCACAGCAGAAGACUCCACACAGACCAUCGCAAAUGAAUACCACAGUGACACAAACAAUACAAAUGUGAAGACUGAGGACAUUGCUGAGGACUACUCUCAACUACUUGUAGAGCUGGAGAAAUGUAUUCAUAUGGGCUCUUCAGAGUCUGCUUCACCCAAGAAAGAGGAAAUUGACCCAACCCCCUCACCUGUUCUUGAUAAAGAGGGCAAUGGAAAAUCAAUUACUGAACCAUGUGACGUGAAAGAGGAGAAUGAGUCAGUCUGCAUUAGAGCAGAGACAACCUCAUGGUCAACAUUUAAAGAGCGUAGUAGUGCGGGGGAGGAGAUUUUUAAAGCUAAGGAAGACUUUGCUGAGAGUGACACAGCUGAGACCAAAGAAAAAACAGAUUCACUUCCACCUAAUGAGGAUUCUUUCAUCAGCUUAAGAGAAAAUCAAAUUAUUUCAAAGACACCUGAGUUAGCAAAGCAUGAAUUAGCUGUUGAUGUGAUGGACCAACAGAGGGAUGAUGAGCAGUGGCAUCACACGUCGAAAGCUUCCAAUAAUGACAGCAAACAGCCAACUUUAUCUCAUGGUGCUGAGCAGGAAGGUAGCAGUCAGAUGAAAGACAAAGGUGCCCCAGCCAAAACAACUGACAACACUAAAAACAGCACUACAACUAGCAGCACGAAGACUACAGAGUCCGCACCAGUCCUCCACUCCAAGGUUUCCCUCAAUGCUUCAGCCUCAAAUGAGGACAAAGAAUCUGUUAGACCACAGAAGAAAAGGAAAGACAUGAAAUCCCCCCACACCCUGCAAAGGGUUUCCUCGCCAGCCACACAAGAGAACUUCGGUGUUGACUGUAGGGCCAAAAAGAAAUUUCGCCCCAGCAAGUGUGCAAUUUCUUCUCUGCAAAGAAAGUCAGAUGGACCCAAUGACUACCCUGUGCUGUCCUCAGUACGGGACGACGUUGUUAGCAACAAAAUCAUUUCCAAGUGCAAGACUUCAAACUUGGGUUUGCAGUCAAAAAGAAGCUUGCUUGAUAGCUGUAUACAAAAGAAAGCUGAAAUUGUGAUGCCUCUUAAUGGGGAUUAUAAAGCCAAAAAGGGACCUCUGGGACGGCCUUUGCAUCCCCCUAUUUCUAAAGUGUCUUCAGUUCCCAUAAACAAUUCUUUGAAUAAAUCUAGGCCAAAGAUGGGGGUAAGGUCAAUGGAGAGCCAUUCCUACCGGACAGCAGAGUCCCAGAACCACCUCCUAAGCCAGCUGUUUGGCCAAAAACUCACUAGCUUUAAGAUUCCUUUAAGGAAGGACACAUCAGAAUCUAUUAACUGAGCGAGGUGUGAGGGAUCUGUGAAUAAGAGACUGUAAAUUUCACAGUUAUAAAUGUUUAAGACAAUUCAGUAUGGUGAAUGAGAUUGCACAGCUCUUUUCUGUGAAAUGCUAUCUUUAAAUACUUACAUAGUCACUUUAUGUCUUCUUUGUACAUGUGUUUUUAUUACACAAAUGUGAGGAUGAAUGGCAGAUAUGAAUUUUGGGUCAAAAAUGAAUAUGCUAGUUGGAAAAAUCAUUGAACUUUUUUUUCUGCUUUUCCUUUGUUGGAUAUUAUCGAUUUCAGAGAUUGUAUUUCAUAUACCCAAAGGAAAGAAAAAAAGAAUACUUGAAAAUACAGUAAAAUAUUUUUUUCUUCAAAGAAAUGCAUGUUCAUUUUGCAUUCAUAACAUGAUCUUAUCAGUUUAAGUCUUUCUGCAAAAGGACUAAAUGGCAUCAUAACUGACCUGGACUAUUGUCUGUGCACCUUUCGUAAAUGCUUCUAACAUAUUAAUUUUGUAUUAUUUUUUAACUUUACUGUACUGCAUUGACAUUCAUCAUAUUAGCCUUUGUAUAAACAUUACCUGGUGCUACAUUGUGUUGUAUUGUAAUGUGAAUGCCAAUGUCCUCGGAAGGGAACAUGAGAUCUGUAGCAGUUACAGUACAUUCAUCCAACUGUUUUUACUGGUUCUCUGUAGUUUAUUCAAGAUACUCUGUAAACCAUCCACGUACUUCAUAUGUAGGCUGAUAGAACAUUAGGAAAGCUUCCAUUGUAUAAACUCAGGUGCAUACAAGGACAUCACAGUCCCAAGACCUGUAUUCGGAGUUCUUCCCAUGCACUGAUACCACACACAAAUCACAAACUCAAUCAUUUGUGUCUGUAACUCCAACUGUUUAAUUAUGAAUAGUAUUUACUAGGACAACAAAGGUGCUUUAUCUUGUUUAUACUGUAUGUAUCUUAUAUUGUAUAAUAUUGUAGGUAGAUUGUUUUUUGGUGUAAUGCUUCAUGUCAAAGUUUAUUUUAAUAAUGUGCAAAAGAAUCGAAUGAGAAGAAAGGGAAAUGCAGUGCCUCUUGCAAGUUGUAAAGUGGUUCACUAAGUGCCUCUUUUAUAGUUGGUUAUUAAAGAUCUGUAUUGGUCUCUC
This is a messenger RNA of Siniperca chuatsi (mandarin fish), 16517 nucleotides long. RefSeq names its product zinc finger protein 469. Lineage: Eukaryota; Metazoa; Chordata; Actinopteri; Centrarchiformes; Sinipercidae. The transcript is spliced from 9 exons. The record is from RefSeq and is a predicted model, not a curated record. Bases 3462 to 15398 code for a protein of 3978 amino acids.